Molecule: messenger RNA, 3058 nt
Organism: Aphis gossypii (cotton aphid)
Lineage: Eukaryota; Metazoa; Arthropoda; Insecta; Hemiptera; Aphididae
Exons: 12
Coding region: 534-2933 (799 amino acids)
Molecular function (GO): protein binding
Source: RefSeq, a predicted model, not a curated record
AGUAUCUUUACGGUCGUUGCCGGCAACGAUAGUGGAAACGCGGCUCCGGCUAUAAUAUAACGUUGUUGCGAGCCGCCGCCGUCGUGUGUAACAGGUGGACAGUUCGGUGUUCAUAUAACGCAUCGACGGAGAUCCCCGCGGUCGUGUAGAGUUGAUUUUUUCCUCAAAAAAAUGUCUAGUUCGUUGCCUGCUCGCGUUUAGUUUUUUAUUAUCAUUAUCGGAAAAUUUAACAAAAUCGCGAUAGACCCGAAAAGAGCUAAACAAUAUAAUAUAUAAUAUAAAUAUAUUAUUAUUUAUUAUAGCGCUGCAUGCGAGGACGAAAAUCGUCGGGAGUGUAAACGAUUCGCGUUGGAUUAUUUAAAAUUUGGUUUUGCCGGUGGUUAUGUUCGUGAACUGGAUUACCGAUCAACCCAAAACUGGAGGGUAGCCACACAGACAAAGGGGUUACAGGACUGACCAAGCCGGUACCUCCACCAAAACCGGCGAAGAGUCCACAGAAUUAUCAACAAGCACCAGGGCCACCACCAUAUAGAAUGCCUCCCUAUCCAUUGUACAACGAGUCGACGCCAUUGCCCGGGACAAGCAACAAGAUCCAUACACAUUCCAGUAAAUUUCCGAUCGAAAGGGAGGUAAUCCUGAGUAAUGUAGACAAAAAUUUAAAAAUACCUAUUUUAAACGAGUACAAAAAAAGACCAAAAUCUGUUGCACCUGACGCACCAAAUGUACAAAUUGCAUGGUCGGAGCAAUCUUCAAACGUAAACAAUGUUCCUCAAAAUAAUCAUCAAUAUCAUACACCUCAACAUUAUACUAUGAUUAAGGAAAAUGUAAAUCAACAGUAUGUUUAUAAGGCUGAACCUAUAAAGUCUUUGGAUCCUCCAACAGAAUUAUCUCCGAUAUUCAGAGAUGACUCUAAUGGAUUUCCACAACGUGUUGAUACUUAUACAGCUGGACCAUUACAUUCUACACCUGAAGAUCCUAAUAACUCAAAGAAAUUUUCAUCUCGCAUUAAAGAUAUGAUAACAACAAGAUUUUCAAAAUCUAAAAAUGAACAAGUAUCAGAGACAAACUUAAAUAACGCAGAAGCACCAAUUCCAACUCCCGUGAAGUUAGACGAUCCGGCAUUGAGCCCUCACAGUCAACUAAUUCAACAUGGAGUGUAUUUAGCAGUUAAUAAUCAAAUGCAAAAUUUAGCCAUAUCCGUGCCUAAUCAAAAUGUAUAUCAAACACCAGAUCAAUGUAGAACAAAUCCUGGUCCAUCGAGAACGUAUGAUAGACCACAUACAAUACAGACUAAUAGAGUAAUUGAUAUGAGAAAACCAGAUCCUUCGACGUAUAGCGACGCUAACAGAAAUAAUUACGAAGUCAGAGUCCAGUCUAAUUAUGGGCAUAUCAACCAAAGUCCUUUAUAUGUAAAAAAAAGACUUUCAGUUCCUAUACAAACACAAGAAUGUUUUAAAACACCGUUGCCGGUUAAAAGUCAAGAUGCGCCGGUGCCUUUUUCGAGAUCCAAAUCGAACGAUAAUCUUGUUGAGCAGACCGGUCAAACCAAUAAUGUGCAAUAUUCAAGCGACAGAUAUCUUGCCCGAAAAAUUUCUAAACGGGACGAUUUCAAGUCCCAACCAAGUUCAUUAGAUGACGUUGAUAAACUGGAAGAACAAAGGGCUGCGAGUGGUCCAAUUAGCGGGGCUAGCUCAGAUGGGAGAUUGGGUAGUGGAGGACAAUCUGAUUCUGGACGUGGUAGUACCGUCUAUAGUAGUGGCAAAGCUCAAAAUUCUGCAACUAGUCCCGAAUCAUCGUCUGAAUUACAGACAAAUCAAGGAAAAAAAGGUCAAAGCGAAUGGAUGGAUUAUGUAGAUACCGAGUUACGACAAAUCCUUGAUCCAUCUAAAGUUAGUGUGCCAUCAACAUUAAGCGAUAGUGUAUCUUCUGUAACUCCGCCAUUGCCACCACUGUCUCCUGAUGGAUCAUCCGAUGAUAUGCAAACGCCCGUCCAUAAACUACGAAAUGAGUAUUCAGUAAAAUCUCGAGGCCAGAGUUCAAAUCAAAGAACACCUUGGUCAAACAGGGCACCAAAAGAAAAAUCACAUAGACAAACAAGUACUAAUAAGAGACAAGAUUUGAAAAGAAUACUACAAUCAAGCAGUGUUGGUGAUAUGGACUCAAUGUUUGACGAAGAAGCAAGCAGCGACGACGAAACCGUUAACAGUGACGUACGCACAAUACGUAAACAGUUAGAAGGAUUGGAAACUAUGUAUUCAGAGGUACUCAAAUUACUCGGGGUGCGUAAAUCUGGCGGUGGUCCUAGAUAUCAACCGUCUGACCCUAGAGUUCACCGACGACGAAUGUAUGGUAGUAUGUCCUCAAUUCCGUCAUCGGUUAGCAGUAGACCUUACCGUGAGAGGCACCGAAGGUCAACAGACGAUCGGAAGAAAUCCGUCAAGGAUAUUAAAGGUAUCAAUAAACGUUUUCAACGUUUGGAAUCGCACGUUGUCACCUUGGCAAGAAGUGUUGCACACCUCUCGUCUGAAAUGAGAACUCAACAUCUUAUGAUUCAAGAAAUGGAAGUUAUUCGAAACGAGCUUUCUGCAUUGCGAACACAGACAAACAUGUUGUCUAUACGUUCACAUUCUGUUCCCCGAGUCCUUCAAUCUCUCUGUCCAGAACAGACCAACUCGAGUCCAAAUAAAGUAAAGAAGCUUACUAAAUUUUUCGGCGACGAGCCUCCACUUUUAAGACUGUUUCUCAAAAAAUUAGGAUAUGAGAAAUACGCAUCGGCAUUCGAAAAAGAAAAAAUCGGCUUGGUGGAAUUGCCAUACAUGAGCGAGGAAAGAAUGCAUAAGCUCGGUGUGCCCAUGGGACCUAGGUUGAGAAUAAUGCAAGAAGCUCAAUUAGGUUUCCCUGGGAUGCACGAAAACACAUUAGCCAUAGUGUGAACAUUGUUUGCGGCACAACUGAACGUUGGCCGAUUAAAAGUAUAAUAUUGUGUUAUGCCAUUAAGUGUUACAUGUAAAUAUAAUGAUAUAGACAAAUGUUUAAAAAAAUAUAUUCGCAUAAAAUA